AUAGAAUUUAAAUAUUGAAACCGUCCCGUUAGUCACACGUAUAUAAUGUAGAGGAACUGAGAAUGUUCUUUAGUUUGUCUCCAUUUAACGCUGUAGACGUACGUGGAUCCAGUUAAUAAAUAAAAAUAUCAAUUUAAACACAAUGUCUCGGGUUUGUCACGCUGCCGGUCACAAGUUCAUACCGAAUCAAAUUAAAGAGGACGAUCUGUAUGGAGGAAUAUCGAACGUUCUUUCAGUCAUAAGGCCCGAGUGGCCUUCGGAGAACAUUAAAUACAAGUUAUUUACUGAUGGAAUAACAAAUAAAUUAGUAGCUUGCCAAUUAAAAUCAGGGGAUGAAAUUUUGCUCGUAAGGAUCUAUGGAAACAAAACGGAUCUCUUGAUUGACAGAGAUGCUGAAAUAAGAAACAUCACCCUGUUAAACAAAGAGGGUUUGGCGCCAAAAAUAUAUGGUGUUUUUAAAAAUGGUCUAGUCUAUGAAUAUUACCCUGGGGUGACUCUGAACACGGAAACUGUUACAGACACUAAAAUAUCAACAUUGGUCGCACGACAAAUGGCUAAGAUGCACAAAGUACAACUCGGACCUGAAACAAAGAAAGAGCCAAUGAUUUGGGAUAAAAUAGAACAAUUCCUGAAACUGAUUCCCGAAGAAUAUUCAGAUCCUCACAAGCAGUCCAGGUUCGAGCGCAGCUUCGGGUCGUCGUCCAGGCUGUGGUCGGAGUACCGCGAGCUGCGGCGGCGGCUGGCGGAGUGCAGCAGUCCGCUGGUGUUCGCUCACAACGACCUGCUGCUGGGGAACGUGGUGCACGACGAGCGAGCAGGGGCCGUGGCCUUCAUAGACUACGAGUACGCCGGAUACAACUACCAGGCCUUCGACAUCGCCAACCACUUCAACGAGUACGUCGGUCUCUCGCUGGACGACAUCGACUACUCCCGCUACCCGUGCGAGGAGUUCCAGCGCCGCUGGGUCCACACCUACCUGUCGGAGUUCGAGGCCCGCGAGGUCGGCGAGGAGCAGGUGUCGCGCGUGUGCGACGAGGUGCGACGCCUGGCACCCCUAUCUCACUUCCUGUGGGCCGUGUGGGCGCUGGUCCAGUAUCACCUCUCAGAUAUUCACUUCGACUUCUUAAGAUACGCUGAGAUACGACUCGGGAGGUACUAUGAGCUGAAGGAGGAACGUGACGCGCCCUGACCUGGGUGGGGGAGAGGAGGGGAGGAGAGUGGGGGGGGGAGCGGUGGACACCUCACAUAAUAUGAUAUAAAUUAAA
Molecule: messenger RNA, 1265 nt
Organism: Danaus plexippus (monarch butterfly)
Lineage: Eukaryota; Metazoa; Arthropoda; Insecta; Lepidoptera; Nymphalidae
Gene: eas
Product: ethanolamine kinase 2
Exons: 8
Coding region: 143-1189 (348 amino acids)
Biological process (GO): phosphatidylethanolamine biosynthetic process
Cellular component (GO): cytoplasm
Molecular function (GO): ethanolamine kinase activity
Source: RefSeq, a predicted model, not a curated record